This is a messenger RNA of Vollenhovia emeryi, 443 nucleotides long. RefSeq lists its product as uncharacterized. The annotation marks the transcript as partial. The transcript has 2 exons. NCBI's taxonomy places the organism in Eukaryota, Metazoa, Arthropoda, Insecta, Hymenoptera, Formicidae. Gene Ontology annotation, molecular function: nucleic acid binding. The record is from RefSeq and is a predicted model, not a curated record.
AUGCUCGUCACAAUUCACUUGGAGCUUGUCACCGAUUACUCCACCCAAGCAUUCAUCGCUGCCUAUAAGCGUUUCACUGCUAGACGAGGAAUCUGCGCUACACUUCAUAGUGAUUGCGGAACAAAUCUUAAAGGAGCUGACGCUGAGCUCAAAAAACUAUUUGCUGCAGCAUCAAAGCAACUUGGCGAUCUUGCGAAUCUGUUAGCGAACAAUGGGACACAAUGGAUUUUUAACCCUCCAUCCGCGCCUCACUUCGGAGGUAAAUGGGAAGCAGGAGUAAAGUCCACAAAAUUUCAUCUACGAAGAGUUGUCGGAGAUCAUCUCCUCACGUACGAAGAAAUGACAACCCUCCUUACUCAAAUUGAAGCAGUCUUAAAUUCAAGACCGUUGUGUGCCCUAACAGAUGAUCCUGAUGAUCUAAACGUUCUAACCCCAGCUCAUAG